Messenger RNA from Etheostoma spectabile (orangethroat darter), 3040 nucleotides. RefSeq names its product glycerol-3-phosphate acyltransferase 2, mitochondrial (gene gpat2). Gene Ontology annotation, cellular component: mitochondrial membrane. The transcript is spliced from 24 exons. The record is from RefSeq and is a predicted model, not a curated record. Gene Ontology annotation, molecular function: glycerol-3-phosphate O-acyltransferase activity. Gene Ontology annotation, biological process: fatty acid metabolic process; glycerol-3-phosphate metabolic process; piRNA processing. Lineage: Eukaryota; Metazoa; Chordata; Actinopteri; Perciformes; Percidae. Bases 257 to 2662 code for a protein of 801 amino acids.
ACGUUGUACAAAUCAGUAAGAUUACAUUUCACUUCCGGUAACCAUCUUUGUUUGGAAUAAGAGACGCAACCUGGAAAACGGGGAGAAGACAGAAAAAAGAAAAACGGUCACAAGUGCAGCAGACGGAAUAUUUACCCUGAUUGGGAAACACCUUCAAAGCUGCGUGUUGAAUGUCCAGACCAGUCGUCGUCAUCAGACAAAACCUGCUGCUGCUUCAGAAUAAGGUCUCUGAGUAGAAGUCUGCAGGGGGCUCACCAUGGUGCAGGAGAAGAAUGACGGGAUUAACGGCAACAUGGUCCUUUCACCUACUCAACAAAAUAGACUUGCUUUGUCAUGGGAAUUGAAGAUCAAGAAAAAGCUAAAGACUGUGCCUCCGUGUCUAGGCAAGUUCAGACCAACUGUUGGUGCGUGCUGCCACCAGUGCACCCCAGACAGUCUGCGCAAGAAGCUUGGACAAAACUCUUCACUUGGCUUUCACAACCUGCUGAGUGUCAAUGAGACACACACCAGGUAUCGAGGCUGGCUGGUGCGGAGGGUGUGCUGUGCGCUGUUUGUGAGUGGGUGCAAGGUUUACUCGAGUCCUGUCAGCAACAGACUGGAGAGAGUCUGUCAGAGCAACAGGGUGAAGGAGGCGCUCAAAGCAGUGCAUAAAGCACCUGAGGGGGGAGACAGCCAAGGGCAGCUGAACCACCUUUCACCAUUCCUCCCCCUCAUUAACACCUGCAUAUCACCUGGCCUCUUACGAUUCCUGAGCUGGGUGAUGCUGAAGAUGCUUUCUUCCGUGUUUGGCAGUAUUCAAGUUAACCUCAACCAUCUGCCAGCUUUGCACAGAGCCUCACAAGAGGGAUCUCUGCUGGUGUAUGUGCAUGUGCGUCAGAGCAUCGUGGAUUGUGCUCUCAUCCCUCUGGUGCUCUUCUCUCACAGCCUGAGGGUCCCAUACACUAUGUUUCCCCUCCACAUUACCAGCUCCUCCAUACGAUCAAUCUUGAAGAAAGUAGGUGUGGUCCUCCUGCCAAUUUCUGCAGUGACCGAGCAGGAUGCUGAGAUGGACAGUCUGUACGCUCCUGUAAUGACCUCCCUGGUACGUGAGCUGCUACAUGAGGGUCAGGCCUUAAGUGUUGGUGUGUCAGGGGUGUCUGGCCGAGGUGGCCAGUGGCUGGCUCGCAUCAGACAACUCAUCAAAGAGGGAUCUGUCCGCGAUGUCAAUCUGGUCCCUGUGGGCAUCUCCUAUGACUGUGUGCCCAAGAUCAUCACACAGGUUGGCAUAAGCUCUGUGCUGCAGUGGUUUUGGUCUCUUCUCUGGAGGAGAACAGGAGGAAGUGUGAGGAUCCACUUUGCUCAGCCCUUUUCUCUCAAGGAGAUGUGCGAGUCAAGGAGAUGCAGAGUAGAUGAAUGGCUCCCUCUACAGGACCUAUUGCUGCCUGUUAUCCUCAACAACAGAACUGACAGUGUGUUUGGGGGGAGGAAGAUGUCGUGGCUUCUUCCUUCUUCUCAUUAUGCAGCUGAACUCAAAGAGCCAACUGAUCCUGAGAGAGACCUCAGCAUCGCCAUCAUCCUCCACCUCAUCUUCUCUGCAGCCUCCUGCACGGCUGUGAUGUCCACCAGUCUGGUGUCCAGUCUUUUGCUUUACAGACACCGCAAGGGUGUGAGUGCUUCUGCCCUGUGUCGUGAUGUGGCCUGGCUCACGGAGGAACUGUUGUUUAGGAACAAAGACGUCGGUUUUGGGGGAAGUUUGGAGGAGGUUGUCCAAUAUUCCCUCUCCCUGCUAGCCCCUCACCUCAUCAUAGCUGCAGUGCCGUCUAGGAAAGACCCUUUUAUUGUGCCCCGUCGUUCUCUUGCUGCCACUCUUCACCUCACCCUCCAGGCCCAGAUUGUCACACACACCUUUAUUUCAGAAGCAGUUGGUGCGUGUGCAGUGUCUGCCAUGCUGUGUGAGUUGGUCGGCAGUGGUGUCAGCAGCAGGGUGAGGAGUGACGGUGUGGACGGAGAGCAGGUCAACAGUGACAUGGAGUUUGAUGUGGUGCUCUGCCAGUCCGAGUUGACGGAGAGAGCCCUGCAGCUCUGCCAUCUCCUGCCUCCGGGCUUCAUGCCACCCUGUCAGUCGUCCCAAAGUUUUGCUCUGGAUGCAGUUGACAGUCUGGUACGCUGUGGCAUCCUGAUCAUGGAAGAAAUUCCCAGAGACGUUCCUAUCUGUGAUUUCUGGAAAAAGGAGGGCGCUCUGUCCUGGACCACUACUGAUGACCCUUAUCACAGCGACUCUGACUGUGACAUGGAGGAGCAGGACCUGCGUUCCUACAAGAUAAGCCAGCCGAGACAGUGUCCAGAGAUGCUCUUCUUCCUCUGCAGUAUGCUAGCUGGUCAUCUGAGGGCACUGUGCUGGACGACCACCGGACUGGACCUUCUACACACACCUCUGCCAGAGGCAGAUUUUGUGGCUCGGAUACACUCCCAUCUGUGUGACACCGCAAAUAAGAAGAAACAGCACUUUGAGAGCUGCUCAGAGGAGGCUGCACACACAGCAGUUAGAUCUCUAAUAGACAUGGGGGUCCUUUCGCAGGAGUGUCAGAAAGGAGGCGUCUUCCUGGGUGUCAGCCCUUUGUUCCAGUUGUCAGAAAACAGGCAGAAACUGCAUCGCUUCAUCUCCCAGUACCUCUACAAUUAAUGUGUUUAACUGUGCUGCGUGACUCAAGGCCCUGGCACGGCUUUGUCGUAUUGCACAUUCUGACCUCAUCCUCUGUUAGUGUCAUAGAAGCUUUUGUUCGGUGUUAAAAAAAGAUGCAUGCUGAGCUGGGAUGCUCAAGCCUUUAGGUUAAUUGCAUUUAGAUUUUUCAGUGAUGAGACAUUGAUUUCAAGUUUGUCUUUAGUAAUAGCAUUAGCAUAAAACCACAGGAGACACAGAUUAUUAAAUCCCUUUAAUCAGCUGUAAGGACUCUGCUCGGUGGAGCACGUGUUUCGACCAUGUUUAUGUUGUAAUGAAGGCUGUGCAAGUUUUGUAAAGUGAGCAUCAAGUUUGCCUUUUUUUUGUUUUUUCAAGUCAAUC